Nylanderia fulva is the source of this 1409-nucleotide messenger RNA. RefSeq names its product protein YIPF6. Gene Ontology annotation, cellular component: trans-Golgi network; membrane. The record is from RefSeq and is a predicted model, not a curated record. Gene Ontology annotation, biological process: endoplasmic reticulum to Golgi vesicle-mediated transport. NCBI's taxonomy places the organism in Eukaryota, Metazoa, Arthropoda, Insecta, Hymenoptera, Formicidae.
GUCAUAAUUAUCAACACCAACACGGCCACGACGUGGACAAAAAUUCGCCGAUGAAUUCGUGACUGGAGCAUCGUGAGGAAAUUCUUCUGACAAGCAGGCGACGUCACUGAUCGAUCGUUGUCUCACGACGAUUUUAUUCGAGCCGAAUUAAUCGCACUUAAUUAACUUAAUUGUGAUAUGUCAUUUGACACAGCCACGCCGCAAACUUCACCAUUUACGUCACCGAUGCCAUCUGCCGGGGAUUUCUUAUUAUCUUGCCUCGCAAAUUCUCGCGGAUGUCAUUUCCAAUCCUCCGGAUCGUCGAGACUUGUCAUCAGCGAUAUACGUCUCGAUUCGCUAAAUCGGCCGAUCAGUUAUUAGAAUAUUAUAAAUAAUCCGACAAAUGUGACGUGAUUUUUACGAUUUCAUGUCGUUUUCGAAAACAGCAAGUUGCAAGUGUGAAUCUGCGAGAUAAGGAAAUCUCCAGGAGCGAGCAUGUUACACAUUAAGUGUCGAUCGGUUAUACACGUGACAACUUUUUAAUUGAUACAUUUAAAGUGUAUUUGUCCUCGGGAUUCCUCGACUCGCACUUCCUCUAAUUCCUCGCAGUGAUUUGCAUCGACAGUAAACAUGGCGGCGAUGGACGGCGAAACGAAACUAGAUAUGUACGAUGAUGUUACGUACACUGUGGACCCUCAACACAUUGAGGGUGAGAUGACAAUAGGUGCGAAACAGAAAUCAACUUUAGGAGAGCCAGAAUUUAAUACUCUAGAUGAACCCAUCAGAGACACAGUUUUGAGGGAUGUUCGAGCAGUAGGCAAGAAGUUUUUUCACGUUUUAUAUCCUAAAGAGAAAAAAAGUCUACUAAAAGAAUGGGAUCUGUGGGGACCACUAAUAUUAUGUACGUUUAUGGCAAUGAUAUUACAAGGUUCUGAUACAGCAGAUAAUUCAAAUGAUGGAGGGCCUGAAUUUGCAGAAGUAUUUGUUAUUGUAUGGAUUGGCUCCAUGGUUGUUACAUUGAAUUCAAAGCUAUUAGGUGGAAAUAUAUCUUUCUUCCAAAGUGUUUGUGUCCUAGGAUAUUGUUUAUUACCAACUGCCAUUGCAUUAAUUUUAUGCAGAAUUAUAUUAAUAGUGCAGCAAACUACUCUCUUAUUUAUUCUGAGAUUUGUAAUCACUAUGAUUGGAUUUUUGUGGGCAACAUAUGCAUCUAUGGCAUUUCUUGGUGAUAGUCAACCCACAGGGAGGAAGGCAUUAGCAGUAUAUCCAAUUUUCCUUUUUUACUUUGUCAUAUCGUGGCUAGUUAUAUCCCACACUACAUAAGAUGCAACGCUAUAAUUAAUAUAUCACAAGACUGUCACAUUGCUUUGAUCUUCUGUACAAGGUCCGGAAAACAAAAAAGAAAGGGCAGAAGGAAAUGCAAGUAUUUCAUA